AUGGUUGAAUUAACCAUCUCUUCUGCGACUGCAAGGUCCUCGUUCCUACGCAGCGACCUGACGGUGGACGUACCAGCCGACGCGACUGUGUUGGAUGUGAAGCGGAAAAUCGCACAGGCUUAUCCCAAGUUCAAAGUCGUCCGCCAAAAGCUCACUUUGAAGGGAGAGAAAAAGGCACUCGAGGAUGAUGCCAAGUUGGAUGCUGUUUUGGGAGGCAAGACCGAGUUGCAGGUGAAGGAUUUGGGUCCUCAGAUUAGCUGGAGGACGGUUUUCUUGAUUGAAUACGCUGGACCUCUGGUCAUCCAUCCUCUCAUUUAUUACUUCCCUAAAGUCUUCUAUGGGCAGGAAGUUGUGCACAGCAAGUUGCAAAAGUAUAUCUUUGCUUUUGUGAUGCUCCAUUUCAUUAAGCGCGAGUUGGAAUCCGUGUUCGUGCACCGUUUCUCCCAUGGAACCAUGCCCUUCCUCUUCGUCUUCCGCAACUCUGCGUAUUAUCACAUUUUCUAUGGUCUCUUCCUCGCAUUGGACAUCUACCGACCUAAAUACGGCGCCGGCUCCCCUGCUAUCGUCGGCACCUACCGCGACAACCAGAAUGUCCUCUAUGCCGCUACUGCAUUCUGGCUUUGGGCUCAACUAUCCAACUUCCACACCCACAUGACCCUGCGCAACUUGCGUCCCCCCGGCACCCGCAAGCGCGGAAUCCCCUACGGAUACGGGUUCAGCCUUGUUUCGUGCCCGAACUAUCUCUUUGAGAUCCUCGCUUGGCUCGUUCCUGUCGUUUUGACUGGUAGCAUUGCUUCCUACCUCUAUAUCACGAUCUGCAUUGGUAUCCUCUCGAUGUGGGCCUUGCAGAGGCACCGGAACUACAAGAAGCAGUUCGGAAAGGAGUAUCCUCGUAAUAGGAAGGCUCUCUUCCCUUUCAUUCUCUAA
Coprinopsis cinerea okayama7#130 is the source of this 927-nucleotide messenger RNA. RefSeq lists its product as hypothetical. Gene Ontology annotation, biological process: very long-chain fatty acid biosynthetic process. The transcript has 9 exons. Gene Ontology annotation, molecular function: oxidoreductase activity, acting on the CH-CH group of donors; protein binding. The record is from RefSeq and is a predicted model, not a curated record. The coding region runs from base 1 to 927 and encodes 308 amino acids. Lineage: Eukaryota; Fungi; Basidiomycota; Agaricomycetes; Agaricales; Psathyrellaceae.